AUGGAUCAGUAUUCGCCUCUCAACAGCGUGCUCAGCAGUGUUCCCUUGGAGCAGCGCAGCCGCGUUAUCCGUUCCGCACGCAAGCUCGAGCAGGUCCUCGGGACGAACGCUUUUCUCGUCGAAUCCUCUGCCUCUCGACCUCUGCAGGUCAUCCCCACACCUCCCCGCACCCUGCACCACAAGCACUCGCAGUCCCUCAACGCCAUGGACUCGAUGCCCGCGCCGGUGCCCCGCACACGCUCGCGCGGCCUGUCGCAUAACCGGCGCCGUCUCGCCUCCAUCUUUGACCUGGACGAAGAGGAGCUGCGUAAAUUGGGCAUGCAGGCGAGGAGACAACCGCAGGAUCUGCCGAAGAUCAUCGCCCAUGACCUGCCGCGAUCGUCCCUUGACAGUGCAGACUCUUCUCCUUCCACUGUCUACGAGGACGCUGCCUCUGCCAUGUUCACGCACUCAAACAACUCAUCGGUGUCUACCCUUCCCACCGACGACUCGCGUCCGGCGUCGCCCGUCAAGAUUGCGCCAGUCACUCCGACGGCCGCACCCUCGCCGAGGACGCCCAAGCGCAAGCGAAGCAUGGACGCACCUCCGCUGUUCAUUGAGGUGCAGCCAGUCGCUGUGUCUACGGACGAUGUACGCCUAGCGCUAUCUUUGACGCCCGUCACAGCUCCUGUGAACGUCGCUACUCCGACCACCCCCCGUACCCCCACCACACCAACCGCGGUUGAGCUUGCCGAGCAGCGCUCCCGCAAGCUAACGAAGAUUUCCCGCACCCUUGGCGAGAAUGUACCGCCGGAGCUCGUCUUCAGUGCCGUCACAAUCAAAAAGAACCGUCGCGUUUCGCUCUCGUCUGCCAUCGAUGUCGCUUUACCAGACUCUACGCUUCUCAGUGUGCCGCGCCUCGAAGCGCCACCAUUGGCGCGCCGACAACGCUCAAACACGGCGAGUCGACCGCACUCUCGAGCGCCGUUCGCCACUUCCGCAGCGGAGUCGGUCAGAUCUAGAUCGUCCAUCCCGCCAAUGCCCGUCUACGCGAGUGGUCCAGCCCGUGUCGCUGGCGAGACCUGGGUAGGGUCGUGGAAUCGCCCUGACAUCCAAACUGUGCAAACGGAACUUCGCGCACUCCGCCGGCGCUGA
Peniophora sp. CBMAI 1063 is the source of this 1134-nucleotide messenger RNA. NCBI's taxonomy places the organism in Eukaryota, Fungi, Basidiomycota, Agaricomycetes, Russulales, Peniophoraceae. The record is from the annotation of a GenBank genome assembly.